UUCCUCUUUCCUUCACCUCUUCUCCUCGCCUCCUCCCUCCCACAAUGCAUUGCGUUGUCUCGUUGGAUCAUGGACCAGAGCGCAGACAACGAUCUUCAAGGAAGCGAUGGUUCUGGGAGUUUGGGUGGCCCAGAUGUUCGCAGACGAAUCCCCAUCAAACUGAUAUCCAAGCAGCCCUUAAGGAGCAAACCUCCGCCCCGCGCCCAGAGACCCAGCAGCAGGCCAUCUAAAACCGAGGCUGGAGAAGACGGUAACUUUGGCUUCAAGCAAGAGGAGAGGUUUGAUUGUGGAGCUAAAUCUGGCGAUGUGUUUGCAACUCAGAGGAGAUUCCCCCAGGCACUGUUUUGGGACUAUAAGUUAAAUUUGAUCGGAGAAAGGGAUGACGUACCAAUUCACUUUUGUGAUAAAUGCGGUCUUCCUAUCCAGCUAUAUGGACGAAUGAUCCCCUGCAAACAUGUUUUCUGUUACGACUGUGCUUUGCUUCAUGAGAAGAAAGGAGACAAGAUGUGCCCCGGCCUCACCAUGUACAACUGUACAGACCCAGUGCAGCGCAUCGAGCAGAGCCUGCGUGGUUCCCUCUACAUGUGCAGCGUUGUGCCGGGAUGCAAGCGCACCUACCUGUCCCAGCGCGACCUGCAGGCCCACGUCAACCACCGCCACAUGAGGGCAGCCAAGUCCUCCGCCGGCCGACAGGAUUCCGUGCACAUGCCCCCUUCGUCCGAUGUCCCCGACCGCUUCCGCCUGCCUCCGCCCCACUUACCGAAGAACCACGUUCACCUCCCCAACCCGCUCCAGCACGGCAGCCACGACCCCUACAGUCAGCCGCCGCCGCCCACAGGUCACGACGCCCCGCCCCCGACCGCCGUCGGCCCCGAGACAUUCCGCAUCGCUACGGUAACGACCCGUAAGCACAGCAACCUCAUCACCGUGCCCAUCCAAGAUGACUCUUCCUCUCGGGACCCGCUCUCUGGUGGGCCAGGCCCAGCUCAGCCCCCCCACCACCACCCCGGGGACUAUCCCGGUCAGCCACCUGUCGUGUCCCACUCUCACCACAUGAUGGCGCCACCGCAGCAGCACUUCGGCCCUCCACCUCCCCCGCCUCCUCCCAUCAACCACCCCAUGCAGCAUCCUCCCCAGGCCUCCGGCACACCACACAUGGUGUACAACCAGGCCCCUCCUCCGCCCAUGUCCUCAGCUCCGCCACCGAUCACUCCUCCACCGGGGCACAUCAUGAACCAGAUGCCCCCCUAUAUGAACCACCCGCCCCCGGGACCACCACCACAACACAGUGGCCCGCCUGUCAACGCACCCCCGCCCCAUCACUACAACCCCAACUCCAUGCAGCAGUUCCCCGAAGACCAGGGCACCCUCAGUCCCCCGUUCAGCCAGCCAGGAGGGCUCAGUCCUGGGAUGUGGCCCGCUCCGAGAGGACCCCCACCUCCACGAAUGCAGGGUCCUCCUCUCCCCCAGGCGCCGAUGCCUGGACAGCACCACCCAGACCAGGGCCGCUACCGGCCUUAUUAUCAGUAAACUGCCAACAGUGUCAUUCUGUUCCAUACCACUUUGUCUGAAUAAUGUGAUAGUAGACCUCAGGGUUCUAGGACUUUCAUUUUGAUAAGACAUUUGCCCCGAAGCAGAUGUGCUGCACCUUUUAGUUAAGUGUACUGAACAUACAAUAGACUUGCAGAAGAGCACCAAUGCCCCCUUUUUUUUUUUUAAUAAUAGCGUAUGGUAAAUAUUUCUGUAUAUAUGUCAGCUGAUUUCACGCAUAUGUACUGUACAUCGAAAGACGCUAACUAUGUCUCAAUAAAUUUUUAACGGCAGAUGUGCAUCUCAUCUUUGUUUGGUAUGAUGACUGAUGAAGGAUCACCUGCUGGGUCGA
Molecule: messenger RNA, 1882 nt
Organism: Sebastes umbrosus (honeycomb rockfish)
Lineage: Eukaryota; Metazoa; Chordata; Actinopteri; Perciformes; Sebastidae
Gene: cbll1
Product: Cbl proto-oncogene-like 1, E3 ubiquitin protein ligase
Exons: 6
Coding region: 70-1530 (486 amino acids)
Biological process (GO): protein ubiquitination; regulation of cell adhesion
Molecular function (GO): ubiquitin protein ligase activity
Source: RefSeq, a predicted model, not a curated record